AUGUAUGUCGCAUCCCCAACCAACCGUGGUCCGGUAUUUCCCACUGAAACUGUGGAUGAGAAUAUAAUGAAGGAAGUCAAAGAUCUCACCGCACCCGGCCACUAUAAACUCAUUGCUCAUCAUGCCCCACAUGUGCGUUCGUGGAGAUAUCGUGAUCGAUCAAGAAAACGACUCACACGAAGACUUCAGGCGGUUGUAAACGAUGGUGAAGAGGAAGACAGUGAUGAUGAGAGUUGUUGUAGGUUUAGUCGUUUUUGUUGUUGGUGUUGUCCAUCCUUACGAUCAGGAGAUAGAAGAGACGGUAGUAAUAAUAAUAAUAAUAAUAAUAAUAAUAAUAAUAAUAAUAAUAAUAAUAAUAAUAAUAAUAAUAAUAAUAAUAUUCAUCAUAGGAAGGAACUUGGAUUUGCAACCACAUCAGGAGCCAAACGAUUUUUUCAAAGUAUUGUAUGGGAAAGACCACGAUUGGCAAUGUGUGUUUGGGCAUUUCUGUUUAUAUGUGAAACGGCAAUGGUUGUAUUGUAUGUUUUGCAAACCACACAUGUAUCUGAUGUAACGUGGAUUCGUUAUAGUGAAAGAGAGUUUUCAUGGUUUGAUUAUGUGCAAACGAUUCUUUCAAUCGUAUUACUAUCUCAACUCUUUUUUGCAUAUUCUGUUUCUAUCUAUACAAUUCUGAUUGUGCUCUUAACAUCUGGUUAUCAAAUAGUAACUUUUGUUAUUGCAUUCUUUGGUGAUUUGCGAUGGUUGAGUCGAAUAUAUGUUCCUUUAUUUUUACGUUGUUGGCCUAUGCGACAGUAUUUUCUUUUUCUCUUAGAUGCUGUUGCCAUGUUGAGACCACGAAAUCAUAAAUUGGAUGUGAUUCGUUUAGCUGCAGGUCCACUUACCUAUUUUCUUGCUAUUUUCUUUACAACCGGCUGUAUAUUUCAUAUUCAUCAAUUAAUGCGUGGUGUAGAUAUAAAUAUUGGUGUCGCCAUGUAUUUUCUUAUGGUAACUGUAUCCACCGUUGGAUUUGGAGAUGUUGUUCCAUUUGGUCCUGAUGGUCGGGCUAUUUGUAUUGUGAUUAUCUUUUUCUUUAUGGCUCAAAUGCCUUCAUGGAUUAUGUUAGUCCAUUCCACUAUUAAACUAUUAAAAAAAUUCCCUAGCUAUACUGGUAGAAGACGUCAUAUUAUAGUAUAUGGACAUGUGAAAUAUGAAGAGGCAGUGGCUCUUCUGGAAGAAGUUUUUGUACUUUAUCCAAUGAAAUCGGUUUGUUUUUGUAAUAGUGUACAUACCCGAGAUGUAAAGGCAAUUGGAAGACAUCCACGAUAUAGAUUACGAUGUAAAUUUUUAGAAGUACGUGUAUUAGAUGAACGAACCUUAUUACGAUUACGUGUACGUGAAGCUGCAUCUAUUAUUAUAUUUCCCUCAUCUGGUGAAUCCACCACAACUAGAGAUGAUGAUGUGAUGUUAUCAUCUAUUGUUUUUCAAAGACAUGCCCCACAAGUUCAACAAUUUCUACGUUUACGAUUUGGUCUUCAUGUAAAGUUAUUACGAGAACGUAAUAAAACUGUAAUUGAUCAACAAAUGAAAACUAUUAUGGCUACAGCUCUUUUACUUCCAGGAGUUGUUCCUUUUCUAGUGAAUCUUGUUAAUACAUCUUCCUCCCAAGGGACCUCAUCUCCAAAUCUAUGGACAGAAGAGGAACAAGAUAAUUGGAAAGAAUUAUAUGAAUAUAGUAGACGAAAUAUAUUUGGAACUCAUCCUGUUCCCUGGUAUUUUGUCCAUCUUCCACUUUUACGAGUCAUUCGACUUAUGAAAAUGUAUAAUGUAUUGAUUGUAGGUGUGGAAGAGGCUUCUCGUCGACUCAUGCGAUUUGAUUUAGACUAUUUACUAGAACCAGAAGAUACUUUACUCUUCAUAUAUGAAAAAGGAUCAAAAAGUGUUGAACGGGCUUUUACCGCAUUACAACCGCAUGAUAAUGGAGGAGGUGUUAUUCAUGUUUUACCAGGAGAAGCCGCCGGUAUUCGAUCUUCACAAGGAUCUGUACAUACUUAUAUGACCCCAGGUGUUUCUCAACCAGAUUUAUUUGAAUUUGAUUCCGUUUCUGUUGAUUCUUCAGGAAAUGAUGAGAGAAUAUUUUAUCCGUUUAAUACAAGUUUUGAUUUACGAGAUGUACAAAGAGAAGGGAUAACAUCUAAUGAACCUCUGGCUAAAUCACAUUCAGGUAAAAUAAAGGCGGAAAAAAAUAAGAAAAAACAUUCCACACAAUACUUGGAUCAUGGUAAAGAAUUAAGAGAAAAACUUUUACGUCAACCAUUUGUAAAUAAAUGUCCUUGUGGAGUUCCAUUAAGUGAACUUCCAUUAGGUGGAUCACUUUCCGUAUUACGUGAACUACUACGAUGUUAUAAUAAUAAAGUAACAGAGAAUAAUACUGGAGAUGAAUCUAUUGGACGAUUGGAACAACAAAUAAAUGAUAUUCUUACCCAUGUAGCUCAUGAAUAUUUACAUGGAUUUGAAUUUUCAGAAACCCCAGAGUAUUUCCUAUAUAUAGAUCAAGUUGCCGCUUUUAAAAAACCACAAUUGCAAUCACUUUAUGAUACGUAUCUUAAUAAAUCGGUUUCACAAUUUGAGUUAGUACAAAUGAUGCGUUGUAUAUUAGCCAUUCAUGAUAAUUCCCGCCUAACGACUAUUACUACUAAAGGAUUAAGUUAUGAUUUUCUUGAAUGGUGGAAUAGAGCCUUUAAUCAUCCUUUACAGUAUAUUCGUGGGUUAAGUACAUUAGAAUCUCAUUUAGAUUAUGCCCUUUCACAAAGUGGAGAUAUUAGCAGACUUCGAGGUAUAUUAUUAUGUUGUUCUCAACUAGGUACAUGGGACUUUGAAGAUGUUCCGUUAAUAACUGUAGAGAAUAACAUUCGUGAUCUUCUUCAAUGGGCUUCGAUGCGUCAACAAACCAAUAAUAAUAAUAAUAAUAAUAAUACUAAUAGUAAUAGUGAUGGUGAAUCUAAAGAACUUCCAAUAUCUACAGAACAAAAUAUCGUGGUGGAAUUACAAUCCUUUAAGUCUUGUGUGUUUGUCACUCCUCAUCACACAGAUGAAGAGUGGCGUCGUCGUGGAGAAGAACAAUUUCAAUAUUCAUUAGCCUUCAUGAUGGGCCGUUGUUUCUCUACUAAUAUGUUGCACACGAUCUUUAUUCAUGCCCAACGGGAUCAUCGCAUUAUGCAAUUCUUUGAAAUGAUUCUCUGUCUUCGUGCACAGACGGAUCUCUUUGAUGUAAAUGCCUGGUGUAAUUCCCGUCAAACCUUCCCAACACUCUUUCAGGUGUGUGGAAAUCAACUCCUGCACUUUCAGAAGUUUGGCGAUGCCUUUUCGUUUCUCCUCACACGGCGGUCGUGGGUGACGAUUGGGGUAUUCCGGCAGUUCCCCCAAUCAGAGGGACUGCAGGGGACUCCGCGGUAUUUCAUUGCGAAUCCCUCGCUGGAGAUGCCGCUGCGGCCGGACGAUGUGAUGUACGCACUCUUGGCAACUGGGGCAGCCAAUAAUGUUGGGAAUCAGUAA
Messenger RNA from Trypanosoma theileri, 3531 nucleotides. RefSeq lists its product as uncharacterized. Gene Ontology annotation, biological process: potassium ion transport. The record is from RefSeq and is a predicted model, not a curated record. The transcript has a single exon. NCBI's taxonomy places the organism in Eukaryota, Euglenozoa, Kinetoplastea, Trypanosomatida, Trypanosomatidae. Gene Ontology annotation, cellular component: membrane. Bases 1 to 3531 code for a protein of 1176 amino acids.